AUGUCGAGCAGGAGAAGUGUUGGGAACCCAGAGUAUUUAACCAGGCGAAUUCCUCAGAAUCCCAGAUACCAACAUAUAAAAACCCGCCUUGAUACUGGUAACAGUUUAACAAAAUACACUGAGAAGUUGGAAGAGAUCAAAAGAAAUUACAGGUACAAAAAGGAUGAGCUGUUUAAAAGGCUGAAAGUGACAACUUUUGCCCAGUUGGUCAUCCAGGUUGCCUCUUUAUCUGAUGAAACCCUAGAAGUGACAAAUGAGGAGAUCCAGAAGCUGGAAGAUGCUGAUUCUGCCUCUCCAGAUGCAGAUGCUGAAGUCACAGGAGGGACAAAUGGGAAAGGAAGCCCUGAUGGAACACCUAGUCCAGUCCUGUUCCUAAACAACACAGGAACUGGGGACUCCCAUAGGUCCACACUGCAAAGUGUGAUAAGUGGUGUUGGUGAAAUGGAUAUAGAAAAAGAAGACACUCCAAAGAAAGUGGACACUCGGGCUAAAGACCUGCCCUAUCCUGACUGCCCCUUCCUGCUCUUGGAUGUACGAGACCGAGACGAGUACGACCAAUGUCACAUUGUUGGAGCUCAUUCCUACCCCAUUGCAACGCUGUCUAGAACCAUGAACCCCUAUACAAAUAGUAUUCUGGAAUAUAAAAAUGCCCAUGGAAAAAUUAUCAUUUUAUAUGACAACGAUGAAAGGUUGGCCAGCCAAGCUGCCACAACCAUGUGUGAGAGGGGCUUUGAGAACUUGUUCAUGUUGUCUGGAGGCCUGAAGGUGCUUGCACAGAAGAUUCCUGAAGGUCUCAUCACCGGCUCACUCCCUGUGUCCUGUCAGGUGACAACUCCCACUGGCUCUGCCCGCAGAAAGCCCUCUCUCAAAGUGCCACCCACACGUGCUGAGAAUAAAUGGAGGUUUUCUGCAGAUGAUCUCCAAAAGAUCAAGUACUACCUGGAAGAGGAGCACGUGCCUUCAGACACUGCCAGCCGGCUUAGCCGUGGCUCUUCAGGCCGUGAUUCCAAGGUGACAACCGUGAGGAGCAGCUCCAGUCUCCCCAGCUCUGCCGGAUCCCUCGCCACCCGCUCGCUCAGCAGGAGCAACCUCCAGCACAGGCCAUGGAAAUAA
Molecule: messenger RNA, 1113 nt
Organism: Indicator indicator
Lineage: Eukaryota; Metazoa; Chordata; Aves; Piciformes; Indicatoridae
Gene: CEP41
Product: centrosomal protein 41
Exons: 11
Coding region: 1-1113 (370 amino acids)
Biological process (GO): cilium assembly; protein polyglutamylation
Cellular component (GO): ciliary basal body
Source: RefSeq, a predicted model, not a curated record